Molecule: messenger RNA, 1215 nt
Organism: Musa acuminata AAA Group (dessert banana)
Lineage: Eukaryota; Viridiplantae; Streptophyta; Magnoliopsida; Zingiberales; Musaceae
Product: vesicle-associated protein 1-3-like
Exons: 7
Coding region: 1-639 (212 amino acids)
Source: RefSeq, a predicted model, not a curated record
AUGAAAGAUGUCGGCGGCCUCCGAUGUAAUCUUUUCGGGCCUGGUUCCCGGGCCCUGGGCUCUAGGCCUCUCCAAGUUUGGGAUUCUGUAGCAUCCGUACCCUGCGCCAUGGAGGUGCGAGCAUGGUGCAACGACCUAAGACAUAACCUCCGAAAAGGUCCCUACCUGUGCUAUGUUCAUUGGGAUACCUUAGUAUUUCUUCUGUUCAAUUUUGGUUGUGUGAUUAUAACUUAUACUACUAACCAUCAGUUCAAUAAAGAACCUGGUAAGGUUGUUGAUGAGUUCAAGUUGCGGGUCACUUAUGUUCCUGCUGGUCCUCCCUCACCUGUUCCUGAGGAACCAGAAGAAGGAUCAUCCACAUUGGAAAACGGGCUUCAUAGUUUACAAACACAAGAUUCUGUAUCAAGAUCUAGCGAGCCGUCAAAGGAGAAGUCUUCAGAGGCAUUGGCUAUGAUUUCAAAGUUGACUGAAGAGAAACAUACUGCCAUUCAACAAAACCAGAAAGCUUCGGCAGGAACUGGUGCUGUAAGAAACCAGGAAUACAUUGCAAAAGACUCCGAAAAUGCCAGCACAGGAACCAUGACCAUGAUAUCGAUGAAGGAGGCCAGAUAUUUAGUUUUGCCAGGAGCUCCAGUUUGAUUGUAAACAUGUUGCAAAAGAUUCCUGGUUAUUAUCAUGAUAUUGUGGCUCACUCUAAUGGCAAUUGCAGGAUCUGCUGAGGAAAAAACACAACGUGGUGGUGUCGAUGGUGCUCUUAUAGGGUAUAUCAUCAUGAAGCUGUAACACACAAAGCAAAACCAAACUGGACGAAGUCGUAACACAGAAGGAAGCACGCGAAGGACAAAUUUCUUUGUGGAAGAACAGUAGUUCUCUUAGUCGUCAGGAUUGACUUUGGACAGAACGUUUGACAACUCGGACGGCUGUCAACAUCGAUUUCGAUCGUAAACUGCUUCCUCAUUCACUGGUUUCGCAACGGUAGAAAACUGUCCAUAAGCUCUCCGAAGUUUCACCGAUACCUUAACCGAUUCCUCCACCGAGCCUAAAGGAGCCAAUGGACGGACUCGAGAUGAGAGCACAAGGCAUAAACUUAUUAGUGCUUCGCUUUAACGGUGACUCGGAAAGGUCGGCCUCUGUUGGCGAGAACAUAAAUAAUAGGAUGAUUUUUUAGAAAAUAUUCAUAUUUUAGAUAUUUUUUAAAACGAUACCCUUUUUUUC